Messenger RNA from Haliotis rufescens (red abalone), 5271 nucleotides. RefSeq names its product transmembrane protein 53-like. NCBI's taxonomy places the organism in Eukaryota, Metazoa, Mollusca, Gastropoda, Lepetellida, Haliotidae. The record is from RefSeq and is a predicted model, not a curated record. Gene Ontology annotation, molecular function: serine hydrolase activity. The coding region runs from base 368 to 1282 and encodes 304 amino acids. The transcript has 2 exons.
UUUUGAUGCAAACUGGAGCCCCAGUGAAAUGGGAGAUUCUAGAGUAAUCACCUUUGGAAAAUCUACACUUGCUUCAUAAGGACUUUAGCAUCAGAGUAAGAUAUGGGCAGAAGGGAUAAUGUCAUGGUUCAUGGAUUGUGAGACAAGCUACCAAGCCAUGAGCUCUUCACGUGUGUGAAAAGAUACUGUCCAUUAACUAGUACACGAAUCUCCCGAUACAUCAUGUGUGAAGAUAUCCCGGUCUGAUUGGUUGUUCGCGUAGCACGCCACCUAGCGGUGAAGAUAUGCGGUUUCAGUGUAGCAGAUGACGUGAAAGGUUGAGCAGACCAAGAAGAGAAAAUCUUACUUUAGAUCACAUUUCAACAAUAUGUCGUCCAUCGGCCUUCGGCGAUCUUUCCUGUCACUGCGGAUGUCCCCUUUCAUCCAAUGUGUUCGCCUCACAUCAAGUGCUCCUGUGACAGACUCUGUCAAGUUUGCAUCCAACCUUGAACUUCGCAGCAUCCGUGGUAAUGAAACACUCUCAAGGUCAAGGCCACUAGUAGUCCUUGUUGGUUGGAUGAAUGCAAAGAAGCGUCAUCUUGAUAAAUACGGAAAUCUAUAUAUAAGUAAAGGAUUUGACGUAUUGAGUGUUCAGGUUCCUCCAAGCAAGGUGAUCCAGCCCAAGAAGGCUCAGGUCGUCAUGCAGGAGGUGAUCAAUAUUCUGGACGACAGCAGCAGACGUGAUAAGCCACUCAUGAUCCACGGUUUCUCUGUGGGGGGAUAUCUCUAUGGCGAGAUGCUGGUCACAUUGAGGGACCAGGCGUCUAGGUACACAAGUAUUCGAGAUAGACUUCUGGGUCAGAUUUUUGACAGCCCUGUUGACUUUGCAGGUGUUCCGCGAGGUUUUGCUAAUGUCCUUGGCUUUAACUCUUUUUCUCGAGCACUCAUUAAGUCAUCAAUUGAGGGAUACCUGAAAUUAUUCAAAGAAACAAGUACCAAACAUUAUAUCAAGUCUUCUGAAGCAUUCCAUGAUAACGAGAUGCUUCUCCCAUCUUUGCUGCUGUACUCGCGAGCUGAUCCAAUUGGCGUGGCAAAGGAUAUCGAAGUGGUAGCAAGGAAGUGGGCCAGUAAGGGAAUCCCAGUCCACCUAAAAUGCUGGGAGAACUCACCUCAUGUAAGCCAUUUCCACCGACACCCUGACGAGUAUGUCGAAGCGAUCCUGGCAUUCUUAGAAGAAAUCGGAAUCUCGGCUCCGGAGAGCCAGGAACAUGUAGUUCAGGCGAAGAAAGAAAGGAUACCCUGAAUGUAUUGCCAUAUUUUGUUUAUUUAUUUAUGUAACUUUCCAGACAAUCAACAUAUUUCAUAGCAUCAUGGCAAGAGUGGUCUCCCUUUCAUACACGUUUUCCACUCGGAGGCCAUAUAUUGUUUCCUAUUGUGUGUGAAUUAGACAUGUUAAAGUGUAAUUAGUUAUAUUUGUUUGAGAAACAUUGUGAAGAUGAUACAGCAUACAGGGAUGUAUAAGGGGGCUUUAUCAAGGGACGUUUGGAAAUAAACUUUGGGAAAGAUUUGCCAUAAUUCUAGUAAAAUAUGACUAAAAAACAUCAUAAAGGCCACAGUAAAUAAUUAGAUUUUGGUUCUAUUUUUUAGAAAUGUGAAGAACGAAGCCUUGUAUUUCAUAUAUUGAGGAUUGCUAAUUAAUCUGUCCAUUGCUGCUAAUUAAUCUCUUCAUUAUGCAGAUUAACAAUCUGUGCAAAGAACUUUUGAGUCUACUUGCCCAAGCUUAAUUUCAAUAGAGGUCAGUGGUAGUACAGUGUAUAUGGAAUAUUAUUAGCUAAGCUUAGACCAAAGAGCAUUUUACUUGACUCAGGCUUCGGACAAGUGUCACAGACUAGUUUAAUUGAUAAAACAUGAUGACUGUUUGUUGGGAGGACAUAUGUAGUUUAUGUCAUCAAAGGAAUAUAUAUACUAUAUAUAGCAAUCGUCGAAAGGUUUGUCGGGACAAUAGAAUGAUGUGUGGUUGGAAUGAAAUCUUAUAAUCAGUUUAUAAUAACCUUGCAAAGUUGUUUGAAGAUUACAAUGAUUGACUUUAGUAAUUAAAACUGAGGUCUCUUACUAUAUUUAUCAAAACGGGACAGGAACCCACUUGUCAAAAUAAUCUGCGAAGCAAAAGCAGAGGUACAGGUUGCCGACGUGUUAAAAUCAAAUCUUUACUCUGAUGGCAAUCAAUGAUAUGGGUUUUUGUCUGGUAAAAGAAUCUGUUUUUAAUAUUGUUAGUGCUUUGAACAACAAUUGGUAUCAGUUUUCUGUCAUCAAAAGUUAUCUGUUCUUGUCUUAAUGCCAUGGUUACUGAUGAAGUAAUUUUUCUGGAUUUUGAGGACAAGAUUACAGAUUGAUGACAAAAUAAUUUGUAAAACAGGACUUUGAAGAGACAGUUUUAUUUUUUCAUUGUGUUUAUUGUCAUCGAGGGGGCCCAGUCAUCUGAGGCACAGCAAUUCUCUGAGCAGAGUUGCAUACCUUAGCACGCCAGAAACCAAUGAUUGUCAAAUUCAGUUUUAUAGGUUUGUCUGGACUACACCUGUGCUCAUGGGUUACACGAAAAUUGUAAACAUCGGCAUCAAGUAGGUUUUCCUCCCACAUUUAGCUGACAAGCCAUGAUAUUUAUAACUGGAAUUAAACCCAAUGCACUCACUCAUUCACUCACUGAUUGUUGUAAAAAGCACUUAUUUAUCAUGUUAAUGAACACCCAGGGUUCAAAGUAAGGGUACAUUGUUGAAUAUUGCAGAGGCACUCCUCAAUGCUUGUGUUAAAAUUAGAUCAAAACGUUGGCUUUAAAGUUUUAUAAUGUUUUCUGUCAUGCCAAUUAUAUUUUUAAAGGUAUUCAUGAAUUUUGAAUAUCUGUUGCGAGCACUGUUAGACGACAUUACUAUUGCACAGAGGAUAUUGUGUUGUUAGUCCUGUCAUCAUGGUAAGACGUCAAUGGUUUGUAUACACUGUGUUCCUCCAUAACCAAUAUGCUGCUGUGUAGUCAUGGCAGUUGCUACUUUUAACCAUUAUGGUUUCAGUUAGAAGUGCUCAGACCAAUGAGCGCUCAGAUUACAUCCGUGAUAUUUUUUAAAUUAUUUUUGACACCUCUAGUUGGCUCUGUUCUACUCACUGCUUUAAUAUCAGGUGUAUAACAGGUUUGUAAACAAAUUUAGAUAUUAUUGGGUAUUAUCCAAACUAGUCAUGAUUUGAUUGUACAUUUAUACAUUACCAGCAUUUCUUGUCCAUAAUUCUUGUCCCCAUACUCGUAAUGGAGUCGUUCAUGUUUGUUUAUGGAAACUCAGGAAUUUGUUUUACAUUCGGUCUCAAAUUUGAGAGAUGCUUUCAUGGUUUUCAAAACUUUUUGAAAGUUGAAAUAUGAGAAUUACCUGUUUAUGUAAAUUUUUAGCACAAUUUUUAAUUGCUACAUGCCUCCAUAAUUUUUAUUUAGUGUACCCUACUUUUGUAUUUUGCAUUAGCUUGCCUUGAGAGACGAAGUAGUACAGUAGAUGUGGUGGAGGGCUUUAACAGAUGAUUGUCUACAGGCAAAUGGUAUUGUUGUGUUAGUAUUAUGUUUUUAUCACCUUGGUGACUAUACUAUUUGAUUUCAUUUUCUUUCAUAUCAAUAUCACUUUAGCUCCCAUGUUCUGCAUUACUAAGAUAAAAGUUUAGAAAUAUUGCAUAUCUCUUGGAAUUAUCAUUUUUAGAUCACCUGACCUGAAAUUCAGUGAGCUUAUGGCAUGGCCUGUUUGUCUGAUGUCCAUUGUGCGAUGUGCGUCAUCGUGGUAAACGUCUCCUCAGAAAACACUGGUUCAUUGAAGCUGAAACUUAACAUAUGACGUCCCUAUUUGUUUUAGAACUUCGAAUCCAAUUUAAAUAUUUCCACCACAGAAGCCAUGUUGAAGAUCCUGUUAACUGCUAUGAAUCGGACAAUUAUAAAAAAUAUAAAUAAAACAAUAAUGUUAUGACAAAUUGUACACAUGUUGUUAGUAGUUUGGCUCAACAUAUAUUGUCCAUAUUUUUGCAAUAUUUUUACCUUGUCGCACCAUUCUCUUAAAUUCUCUAAAAUGUAUUUUUGGCUGUGUAAACUUUUUCUCUUAUGAAGCCAGAUUGAGGGAGCUGUACUUGGGCAUGUAUACAAUGUGAUCAUAUAUUUUUUUUAUUUCCUUAGAUUUUGGUGUUACUUAUUUGUAUUUAAGCAGACUGUCAAAGCUGACAGCUGCAUUUUUUAAGAUUCCAUCUUUGUUGACGUUUUUAACUGUUGACUCCAUAUCCAGGUGAGCUACAGUAUCACUAUUUUCCUUUCUAAUUGUUGUGUCAAACAGCUCCUUGACCCCUUUUAUCAACCACAGUGAAUUCAAUAUAAAAUUUGCUAUUGUUCGUUUUAAAAUAUUGUUUUCAUGGUUUCCUCUGAAACUAAUUACGGUGUCCAUUAUGUAUACUCUUGGGCUGUUGGGUGUUGUUACAAGCCUGUUAUAUUGUGUUUGCUUAUUAAAUGUGUUGACAGUUUGUGUUAUGACCUUUUACAGUGAGGGGCAAUGACAGAAUCUGGAAUACACAGGAAGAUUUCAGAUAUAUCAGGAAGCAAUAGGAAAUAAAUGAAUUGAUGUGAAUUAAAAGUUUCCAAAAGACUUCUUGAAAUAAUAUAGUUUUAGAUAUAUAAACAAACCAACAUACAUUUAAAGACAUAAUUAAAGUUGCCAUAAACACAGUACUUGAAAACUGCAACUUUUGUGAUAUUACAUGUAUUUAGAUAAAUAUACGUAAUCUCAAGCUUUGGCCUCCCGGCUUUCAUCAGGUACACUCUGUGGUUCAUCAUGACAUCUGUGUAAGAUCAUAGCACUAAACCAAUGGAUAUAUCUAUUAAAGGCUGGAGGCCGGAAGGAAUAUUAUUUCGGUUUCAUUUUUUGGGUAAACAAAACGAUUCAUUGAUCAGACCUAAUAGUGCAUGGGUAAAGACAUGUGUACCGGAACUGUCAGUCACAUGCUAUGGUAAGGACUGUAAUUCAAUAUUUAACAGUGUGUUUCAGUUCUUAGAACAAUAUUUUAGGGGGUUUGGGCAAGUUUUUGUGAGAAGUCUUUUUAUCUGUACUGAGAUAUGAAAAUGAUCAAAUGAAUAUUUCAUGUGAUGUCUCAUUUUGAAGUUGCUGAUUAAUUCUAAUCAGAUCGACUUGAGCCUUGUCUGAUAAAGAAAGUUUGUACAUGUUUAUGGAAAUGUGUGUCAUCACAUCUUAUUGUCACUGAGGAAUAAAGCAUGAUUUUAAAAAAAGA